Molecule: messenger RNA, 2335 nt
Organism: Diaporthe batatas
Lineage: Eukaryota; Fungi; Ascomycota; Sordariomycetes; Diaporthales; Diaporthaceae
Exons: 5
Coding region: 1013-2200 (395 amino acids)
Source: RefSeq, a predicted model, not a curated record
CAUGAGCAGACAAUGCUUCUUUGGAACAGAUGGCCGACUCUGUAUGUCCUCACGCCAUCGGAAUUGUGACUUCCAAUGCCAUCAAACAGCCCAAAAAGGAAAAGGUUUCUCUCAAGUCACAUGGAAAGAAUUGUGGUCUGCGAUCUCGGACAGAUGAUAGGCAGAGAUUGCGCCAAUAUGGAGUGUCGUGUGGGGUGUUGGUCUUUCGUCAAGCCACGUUUAUGUGGGCUCCAUAGUUUCUUUCAGUUCGAUCGUCCUAUCACUGCACCUCGUGGUAUUACUGAUCGCCAAUGGCCCCAAAGUCAACAUACCUUAGGGGCCUUUGAAGCUCACAUGAGAAGGCAGAUAUACGCACGGCGAGUCCGGAAAGGAGACAAGCUUUACCAUUCCCAGGCAGGAUAAGCUGCUUCUACUGUUCGCUUGCGCGAGGAAAUACCAACUGGCUGGGGAAAUAUGGUUGCGCACCUGAAGCAUCAUCGGAAACUUUGCCGCACAUCGAAGGGUCCCCCCCCGGAAGUUUUCGACCAUGUGGAGCUCUGUCCCACUCUGCAAAGCAAUAUACUCUCAGCUCUCCGCUUCACCACUCCUGCGUCCUGCAGCAAGGGGGGUCUUGUGGUCCUUUGCUGCUGUGGCUUACGGAUACACAGUUAGUUCCACGGGGUCCAUCCCUUGAACCUUCUUAACCUUGCCCGGCGCCGUGGCUGCCGUACCUGAACGCCACUUCCGUGUGAUUUCCCCAAUAUCACAAGGGAUAUUGGCAUAACAGAAACCCUCUCGCCGCCCCAAGUCGCCCACGAAGAAAUGCUACGACCCAGCCGGGCUGUCUCGGGACCCUGAGCGGACCGACAGUGUAGUCUUGAAUUCAGAUCUCCGAUUGGACCUGCAGACACGCAUAUCCUAUAUUUGUUCACCGUCCCCCCGCGACGACUGGGCGGUUGGAUUCUUUCGUGUUACCUGCCUGCGCGUCGAGCCACCCGCCGAGGACGCGGGAGGUCUGCACUUCGAGGGAUCGAUGGCGACAGGAAAUAUUCCAGGGGACAGCAACGCGCCCGUGGUCCAGAUCCCCUGCAUUGUCUUCUUCGUGGUGACGCCAUGCUUCGUUGCCGCUCGAUUCUGGUCCCGGCACAACUCAAACUCGUCUGUUGGCUGGGAUGACUGGUGCUGCCUUCUCUCCUGGAUCUUCUGCGCGCUCGUGUCGGGACUCAUGCUUGGCUCUUGCGCUUAUGGAUUUGGGCAACACAUCUACAACCUUUCUCCUGAAAACAAGCUCAUGGCUCUGAAACUGUUCUUCGUGGCACAGAUAUUCUACAAGCUUACUAUGAACCUGACCAAGAUUUCGAUUCUACUCCUCUAUAUGCGUAUCUUCGCCGUCUUUACAUGGUUCCGCUGGAUUGUUCGAGUGCUCAUUAGCAUAGUGACAGCAUACAUGAUCGCGGCGUUCUCUGCAUCGGUGUUUCAGUGCACUCCGGUGGCAAGAGCAUGGGACAAAACCAUUCCGGGGACUUGCAUCAGUAUCGAAAAGAGCUGGUACGCCAACGCAGGCUUCUCCAUCGCCACUGAUAUGAUCAUUCUGCUUCUUCCUAUCCAACCGAUACUGUCUCUCAAGCUUCCAAUUGGUGAGAAAGUUGCAGUUAUGGGCGUGUUCGUUCUCGGUGCAUUUGUCACGUUGACCAGUAUUCUUCGCAUGCAAACAUUGACUUUCUCCUCCACAAGCCCAGACACGACUUACGACAUUGCAUCGUCCAUGUGGACAAUAAUAGAAGACAACACGGCCAUCAUCUGCGCUUGUCUACCAAUGUGUAAACGAGCUCUUGCUGUCGUCUUCCCCUGCCUGGCGUUCGAGCGCCAUCGCAACUACAACAACAAACUGUCAUACGAGACCGGCGGAAGUCGCAGUCAAGGCAGCCGCAUCCAGGGCAGCCGCCCUCGCGGCAGGUGGACGCAAUUCUUCGACGGGUCUGCGAAGCUGUUUGAGGGAUCUGCAAGCAAGCGCCCCUCGGUCCUGAUCCUGGACCCCCGCCAGGUGUCGACUCUCUCACAGGCGUACACCGGGUCCACCCCAAGCGAGGAGUUCAUCAUGUCCCCCGUGCACGACAGAAAACGGGCCGAGUCAGUGGGUGAUGAGGAAUCGGGUGCCAUCCGCAAGGUCACGCGGUACGAGGUCGCUUACGACGAUGUCCCAAUGCCGCGAUUCAAAUGAUGAAACCAUGUAACGUACAUAAUGCAAAGACUGGUCUUUCGGUUCCCUUUUGGAUGUGAGACGUUUCUUGGAGCUCAGACCGUCAAAUCGAGUAAUUUGUCUCAGGUACGAUUAGGAAGACCUGUCAAGAGUGUG